Molecule: messenger RNA, 1974 nt
Organism: Anoplophora glabripennis (Asian longhorned beetle)
Lineage: Eukaryota; Metazoa; Arthropoda; Insecta; Coleoptera; Cerambycidae
Gene: Trxr1
Product: thioredoxin reductase 1, mitochondrial
Exons: 9
Coding region: 93-1682 (529 amino acids)
Biological process (GO): cell redox homeostasis; glutathione metabolic process; cellular response to oxidative stress
Cellular component (GO): mitochondrion; cytosol
Molecular function (GO): flavin adenine dinucleotide binding; glutathione-disulfide reductase (NADPH) activity; thioredoxin-disulfide reductase (NADPH) activity
Source: RefSeq, a predicted model, not a curated record
UCACUAUACGCUUACGUUAGCACAAUUUUUUUAUUAAAGUUGUUAACUACAUAUAUCAAGGACACCCGUAGUCUAGUGAUACUUGUAGUCAAAUGGCGUCAGUUUUUUGUUUUACAAAUGUCAUAAUUCGAAAUGUCUGUAGAUACAAGAAUAAGAAUUUUUUUAUUUGUCAAACGGUAAAUAAUCAACUUAGGAGUUAUCACAGGUUCAGUACAAAAUGCGAACCAGAAUAUGAUUUGGUUGUUGUUGGUGGCGGGUCUGGAGGCUUAGCAGCAGCAAAAGAGGCUAGUAAUCUGGGAGCAAAAGUAGCUGUUUUGGAUUAUGUGACGCCUAGUCCCCAAGGUACAAAAUGGGGUUUAGGUGGAACUUGUGUAAAUGUUGGCUGCAUACCCAAAAAGUUGAUGCAUCAAGCUGCUCUUUUAGGAGAAGCUAUCCAGGAUGCAAAAAGUUAUGGCUGGCAAUUCCCUCAGGCUGAAAAUAUAAGACACGAUUGGGAAGCAUUACGAGAUGCAGUACAGGCUCAUAUCAAAUCUGUAAAUUGGGUCACAAGAGUGGAACUCAGGGAUAAGAAAGUAGAAUAUAUUAAUGGUUUAGGAAAAUUCGUAGAUCCACACACAAUUCACACUGUAACUAAACAGGGUGAGAAGAACAUUACGUCUAAAUAUUUCUUGAUAGCAUGCGGAGGCAGGCCACGUUAUCCCAACAUUCCAGGAGCGAUAGAGUAUGGGAUUACGAGUGAUGAUAUCUUUAGUUUGGACCAUGCUCCAGGCAAAACACUGGUCGUCGGUGCUGGAUAUAUUAGCUUGGAAUGUGCAGGUUUCUUAAAUGGUUUAGGCUACGAUGCUACGGUCAUGGUUCGUUCUAUCGUACUAAGAGGUUUCGAUCAACAAAUGGCUAAUACUAUCGCUGCUGAAAUGCAAGAUAAAGGAGUGAAAUUCUUAUUCAAGUGCAUCCCAAAAUCUGUUGAGAAGCUGCCCGAUGGAAAAUUAAAAGUGACAUGGACCAACGAACAAAACGAAGCCUUUGAUGAUGUAUUUGAUACGGUCCUAUUUGCUAUCGGCAGACGUGCGCUAACUCAAGAAAUGGAUGUAGAAAAAGCUGGCGUGAAAGUCGCUGGAGAUGGCGAAAAAAUCGAUGCUGUAAAUGAACAGACCAAUGUACCUCAUAUUUAUGCAGUGGGAGAUGUAUUAUAUAAAAAACCAGAACUGACUCCAGUUGCGAUUCUUGCUGGUAGAUUAUUGGCACGCCGAUUGUUUGGUAAUAGUACUCUGAACAUGGACUAUGAUAAUGUAGCCACAACAGUAUUCAGUCCUUUAGAAUAUGGAGCUGUUGGUUUGAGUGAAGAAAAGGCGACUGAAAGAUACGGCCCUGACAGUAUUGAAGUGUACCACGCAUAUUAUAAACCCACGGAGUUUUUCAUUCCACAAAAGAACAUUUCCCAUUGCUAUCUCAAGGUAGUAGCUCUAAGAGAGGGUGAUCAGAAGGUUAUAGGAAUGCAUUUUAUUGGCCCACAAGCUGGGGAAGUAAUUCAGGGAUUUGCUGCUGCCAUCAAAUGCAACUUAACAGUUAACAUAUUAAUGAACACUGUGGGAAUUCAUCCAACAAUCGCUGAAGAAUUUACAAGAAUAAAUGUCACUAAACGAUCGGGCAAAGAUCCCAAUCCUGCCUCAUGCUGCAGUUAAGUAGUCAAGGACACAAUCACACGAAUUACUCUUUGUUACUUAAUACUAAUUUUUGUUUUUCCACAUAAUUUAUAAGUAUUUAAAAUAGGGGUCCUUUCACCUCAAAGAUAUUAUUCAUUGCUAAAAAAAUAAGAUGCCCAUAAAAUUUUCUAUGUAGCUUGUAGAUUUACAAAAAAUUUAGUUUAUGUCUGUUCUGUUAAAUUAUAAAGUUGUUGGCUAUUUAUCGUACGCACUGUCUUAAAUAUGUACCAGUGAGUUGAGGAGUCAAAAUACAUGAAGUAUAUUUUAGAUA